CGGGAGGUGGCCCGAGCCGGGGCCGCGGGCCGAGCUGCCGAUUGGCCAACGGCUCCUUUCAACCCUGCCUCGUUGGUGGCCACUGGAGAAGCGCGGGGGGCUCCCCAGACAGCCGUGGGGACAAGUUAGAGCCAGCACUUUACCCUGGGCCUCGCGUUUAGCUUCCCCUCCCCUGCUCUCGGUGCCCCCGUGUCUGGGGGUGGGGAGUGCGGGUGUGGGGGUGUGCCCCCCUUAAAUGUCCCACCACUUGGGCAACUCUCUGGGCUUGUGUUCCAUCUCACUCUUGCUUCCUGCACGGUGGUUGAGGGAAACCACUUUGCAUCAUGUCCCGGUAUAGCUACCAAAGUCUUCUGGACUGGCUCUAUGGGGGCGUGGACCCCAGCUUUGCAGGCAAUGGGGGCCCCGACUGUGCUGCCUUCCUCUCUUGGCAGCAGCGGCUGCUGGAAAGUGUGGUGGUCCUGACCCUGGCCCUGUUGGAGAUCCUGGUGGCUCUACGGCACAUCCUGAGGCAGACGAAGGAGAACGGUAGGGGUGGCCGUGGCCACCAGCCAGAGCAGGUGACCCAGCGGCCAGAGGAAGGCAAGGAGAGCCUGAGCAAGAAUCUGCUCUUAGUAGCCCUGUGCCUGACCUUCGGGGUGGAGGUGGGCUUUAAGUUCGCCACCAAGACCGUCAUCUACCUGCUCAACCCUUGUCACCUGGUCACCAUGAUGCAUAUUUUUCUCCUGGCCUGCCCUCCAUGUCCGGGAGCUCUCGUGGUCUUCAAGCUACAGAUGCACAUGUUGAAUGGAGCUCUUCUGGCCUUGCUGUUUCCUGUGGUAAAUACCCGGCUGCUCCCUUUUGAAUUGGAGAUUUACUACAUUCAGCAUGUUAUGCUCUACGUGGUGCCCAUCUACCUUCUUUGGAAAGGAGGUGCUUACACCCCAGAGCCCCUCAGCAGUUUCUGGUGGGCCCUUCUUUCAACUGGCCUCAUGUUCUUUUAUCACUUCAGCAUCUUACAGAUCCUGGGCCUGGUCACCGAAGUGAAUUUGAACAACAUGCUGUGUCCGGCCAUCUCAGACCCAUUCUACGGCCCCUGGUAUCGCAUCUGGGCCUCGGGACACCAGACUCUCAUGACCAUGACCCACGGGAAGCUGGUCAUCCUGUUCUCAUACAUGGUUGGGCCCUUGUAUAAAUAUCUGCUGGAUUUGCUCCGGCUUCCAGCCAAGAAAAUAGACUGAAGGUGCUUUUUUUUUUUUUUCUCACUGAGGAAACAAGUCCUGACUUGACUUGGAGAACACCCAGUUCUUAAUGAAAUCAUGGGAGAGAGCAGUAGGAUAUUUGGUAUAUUUCUUUUUUCCUCCUCUCUGUCCCUUUCUUCCACCACUCUUCCUUCCCCAACUCUUCCUCCCAGGAUGUCACCUGGAACCUGGGGUGUAGUGCUGACAGGUCGAUUUGUCCUCCUCCCCUUUGCUCUUUCUCCCUGCUCCCAGUGGCCUUACAUGGGGGAGACAGUAGUUAGUAGCUUUCACUCUGCUUGUUGGUGCUUUAACAACAACUGGCUGAGAAGAACGGUAACAACAAGCAGCAGUUCUUUUGGCAUCGCAGUGAUGAGAAUGAUUGUUUCAUUUCCCCACUGCCAGGGACCAACAGGUUUUUGCUGGGGUCCCCUUUUGUCUCCAGCACAGCCCUCACCAUAAGGGGACUGGAGCCUUGUUUCUAUACCAGCAGAAAGCCAAGAGCCAAGGGAUUUCCCAGCUCAUGGCCAAAAUAGAACUGGCCAGAUUCUUCCCAUUGGUAUUCUAUGACUCAGAACAAACAGCCAACCAGACAUAUUCUCCAGGAGGCUGCCUGCAGUGGGAGGUAGGGCACUACCCGGCCCAAGGGCUUAAUUCCAUUGAGGAGGAUAGAGAGCUACUGCAAUGGCAAAUCCAAAGUGAACAAGGUUAAAAUGUCCACAGCUAAUACUGGGCAGGACCCUGGGUACAUUCUGCCUGUGAGAGUUGAGAACUGACCCAUAUUCCAAUCAGAAAUGAGCAUAGAAAUUAGCCAAUAGAAGUGGUAACUUCAGAAAAUAGUGAUUUGAAUCAUAUGUUCCAUUUUAGUUUAAUGUUGAUAAUAGAUGCCACUUUAAUCUUGAGUGUCCUUUAAAUGUUCUGUCUCUUUUAAAAGGCAGCUUCAGGGAAGGAUGAGCUAGAGUUGGGUUUUUUGUUGUUGUUAUUG
Messenger RNA from Molossus molossus (Pallas's mastiff bat), 2199 nucleotides. It is a transcript of the gene TMEM164, whose product is annotated as transmembrane protein 164. The record is from RefSeq and is a predicted model, not a curated record. NCBI's taxonomy places the organism in Eukaryota, Metazoa, Chordata, Mammalia, Chiroptera, Molossidae. The coding region runs from base 324 to 1217 and encodes 297 amino acids. The transcript is spliced from 7 exons.